CAAGUUCGAAUCAAGCUGUCUUUGCAUUCAAGCUGAAGCUUGCUGGCAUUCAAACAACAGGUGGUGUGCACUGCUUUCUGCAUUGAAAUAUUAGUAGUACCAGGCUAUCAUGCAGCAAAUAAUGCGGCGAGUGAUAGCGUUAUGAAGUAUAGUGGUGUGCAAGUGAACUCUGCGCGCCUAUUUUAUAGUUAACAUGUAGUUUUAUUAGAGAAGGAUUUUUAAUUGGGUAUGAAGUAGUUUGAUCGUGUAUUAGUGAUGGAUAGUUUCAACGCGACGAUAGGAAGGUUUUAUGAAUGGCAUAGCGAAGUAGAAGAAAGCGUAACAGAAAACUCCUUAGAAGAAACGAAGGAAGAAAUAAGAUGUUUACCAAGCAUUGACAGGAAUCUUAUUCAUUGCAAGUUGUUUUAUUUUUGUUAUAGUUCUGCCAUGGGUUCUCUUUGGCCGUACGUACCGUUGUAUUUUCGUCAGUUGUUCUUAACUCCCCGUCAAGUGGGCGCAAUUGUUGCUGCGAGAACUAUUAUUCAAUUUUUAUUUGUUCCAUUCUGGUGCAUGAUAGCUGAAAAAUAUCGUAAGCAUAAAGAGCUGCUAUUAGUCAGUUUAUUUGCGUGGUUGAUAAGUACAGUUGGGAUAUUGUUUAUACCAAGAGAAGAACCCAGAGCCUGUUUAACAAUGAGGAACUUGACCAAGAAACAAAUAGAAAAAGCUGCAGGGAAAGAAUGGUUUGAUUUUUCACCUUUUAAAGAUAGCAACGCUUUUUUAAUUAGUCGUGACGAGAGUCGCGAGUACACGCGUGAACAUCGCGACUUACGCGACCAAGGCGUGUUUGAUGAUUAUAUACCCGGACUAAUAUUAAACACGUCAUCAGAUUUUGCUGCUAUAUACGAAGAGUAUGACCCAGAAAAACAUUUAUCUGAUUCGUCUCGCCCAUUUAUCUUGUUAUUAUUGGUAACCAUAUUAGGCGUUAGUUUAGCCUCGCCUGCCCAGACUUUAGCUGAUAUCUGUACGUUAAAACGUCUGAAAAAUCAAGCUCAGUCGUUUGGUCAACAAGUAGUAUGGGCAGCGGUCGGCUCAGCAUUAUUCGCUUUCACAAUUGGUGUAUCAGUAAACUUUUUACAAAGACGAAAUCCAUGUACACGUAUGACUGAAGUGAAUUAUUCGCCAUGUUUUUAUGCUUUUACAUUUUUUAUGUUAUUAGCAUUCAUUGUUGCUACACAAUUCAAAUUUCAAUCUAACGAUGCUAUUCAAGUUGAUCUGGACGAAACGAUCGCAAAUUUGUGGGAGUGCGUUAAAACUAUAAACGAUGUUCACUUAACAAGUCUCCUUGUGGUAACAUUUUCGUGCGGAUUCGGGAAUGGAUUUAUAUCGACUUUUUUGUUUUGGCAUUUACAAGAAAUGGGCGGCUUGCAAAUUCUGCUUGCGUUCGUUUCUCUUAUAAACAGUACUGCUGAAGUGUUGUUCUACAUGCUAUCAGAUCGAUUACUUGGAUACGUUGGACAUUUUAGACUAAUCUACCUUGGUCUAUUUUUCUUUUCAGCUAGAUUCUUUUAUUAUAGUUUUCUGCGCCAACCUUGGCUAGUUUUACCUAUCGAAAUAACGCACGGAAUGACAUCUGCAGCCAUACGAUCUGCAAUGAUAUCAUAUAUACGACAAGAGGGAACCACUGGUCAUAUCUUGCAUGGUAUUUUUAAUGGUAUUCACGGUGGACUUGGGUUUUCAGUAGGCGGGCUUGUCGGCGGUUUUAUGGUACACAAUUAUGGCCAUGCGAUUACCUUUCUUAUAUUUGGAGAAAUUAGUCUGCUUACUUUGUUUUGUUUCGUUCUGAUAAAUAACAUAUGGCCGCACACAAAACAUGAUAUAAAAGAUAUGUUCGAAAUACAGACAACAAAAAAUAAACUUGCAGAGCUAUAUAGCGUUAAUAUGAACUCCAAACAGGAGCAGACAAUGAAUCAUAACUCCAUCUCACAUUCUACAAAUUCGAACCUUGAAGAGUAAUGAGAGGAUGUAAGCAUAUUAAUAAAGAACUUGUAACUAAGUACUUUUUCUUUUUUUGCAAAUACAAAACACCAUACUUGCAAAAA
Messenger RNA from Hydractinia symbiolongicarpus, 2078 nucleotides. RefSeq names its product major facilitator superfamily domain-containing protein 6-like. Bases 256 to 1992 code for a protein of 578 amino acids. Lineage: Eukaryota; Metazoa; Cnidaria; Hydrozoa; Anthoathecata; Hydractiniidae. Gene Ontology annotation, cellular component: membrane. The transcript has a single exon. The record is from RefSeq and is a predicted model, not a curated record.